GGGGAGAGUUCAGAGAGAGAAAGCUUCGACCAGCUCAUUUGCAAGCAGAGAGAGAGAGAGAGAGGGAAGGCGCCGCGUGCGUUUGUUUGCUUUUGCUCAUAAGAAACACCGCAGCGGAGAUCAGAGCUCGAAACUGUUCCCUUCCGUCGCAUAUAUUAUAUACAAUAUAUAUAUAUAUAUAUAUAUAUUGGAGGCUUUACGAGCUGCCUGCUCUCUUCCCUCUUCUCUGUUCUUAAAAGCCAUCUCUCUCGCCCCGCCACCAACCCCCGCCACCUCCCUCCCUCGUCGUCCCCGCUAGGGUUUCCCCGAGCACCGUGAGCGAUAGAGCAGGUCGGAAAUGGCUCUUUCCUCCGUCAUCAGAUCCGCCCCGGCCGUGUCUUCCCCUCUCCUUCGCUCCUCCUCCCCCGCCGACGCCUCCCUUCCCUCCUCUGCCCGAUUCAAGGUGCCAUCUGCUAACGUUACCGUUUCAAAUCUUCAGUCUUCAUUUUUCGGGGCUACUAUCUCAACAGGAUCAGUUUCCUUACAGACAAGCAAUAGGAAGAGCCUAGAACCUAUCAGGGCAACAGCGACUGAAGUACCUCCUGUGAUUCCCAAAUCACGAAGCAGCAGCAGUAUUAAGGUUGGAAUCAAUGGCUUUGGUCGAAUUGGAAGGUUGGUAUUGAGAAUAGCAAGCUCCAGAGAUGACAUUGAUGUCGUAGCUGUCAACGAUCCUUUUAUUGAUGCCAAAUACAUGGCUUACAUGUUCAAAUACGACUCCACCCAUGGUGUUUUUGAUGGAACCAUCAACGUUGUAGAUGAUUCCACAUUGGAAAUUAAUGGGAAGACAGUUAAAGUUGAAAAAAAAAGAAACCCAGAAGAUAUACCAUGGGGUUACCAUGGGGCUGAGUACGUUGUUGAAUCGUCUGGAGUUUUCACAACACUGGGGAAGGCCUCAGCACACUUGAAGGCUGGUGCCAGAAAAGUGGUAAUAUCAGCACCUUCUGCCGACGCACCUAUGUUUGUGGUUGGUGUAAAUGAAAAGACAUACAACUCGAGCAUGGAUAUUGUUUCCAAUGCUAGCUGCACCACCAAUUGCCUUGCUCCUAUUGCUAAGGUUGUGCAUGAGGAAUUUGGUAUUGUCGAAGGUUUAAUGACAACUGUUCAUGCAACUACUGCUACCCAAAAAACUGUCGAUGGCCCUUCCAUGAAAGAUUGGCGUGGGGGUCGUGGAGCUGCUCAGAACAUCAUCCCCAGUUCAACUGGUGCUGCCAAGGCCGUUGGAAAAGUUCUUCCUGAAUUAAAUGGAAAACUCACCGGGAUGGCUUUCCGAGUUCCAACGCCCAAUGUCUCUGUUGUAGAUUUAACUUGCCGACUUGAGAAGAGUGCUUCCUAUGAGGAUGUGAAGGCAGCCAUUAAGUAUGCAUCUGAAGGACCACUUAGAGGCAUUCUAGGAUACACGGACGAGGAUGUCGUCUCGAAUGAUUUUGUUGGGGACUCAAGGUCAAGCAUAUUUGACGCCAAGGCCGGGAUUGGUUUGAACACCUCCUUCAUGAAGCUUGUUUCUUGGUACGACAACGAAUGGGGAUACAGCAACCGAGUGCUGGACUUGAUAGAGCACAUGGCUUUGGUGGCAUCCCACAAAUGAGCCGACGAGACCAUGAAGUAGUCCAGUAGACGUGCAAAUUUCUAUUGGCAUGCUUGAUCGAGUUUUUGAGGAGCGGUUUUUUACCAAAUGGAAUCGGGCUUUCUUGGUGCCAUUUUAUAAUAAUAAUAAUGAUGUUAAAUCUUACAGGCUCGUACCCUUCAUUUUCGGGACGGCAUUUGAAUUGCAUGAUCAGCCAAACUUUGUUUGAAUUUUAGUAUUGAUAUUGUGAUCUUAUAUCAGCUCGGUUGCAAUUGACCGUGAAAGAUAUAUAUAGUGUUGAAAUUCUAUUUAAGCAUGCAAUUUCCGGAC
Molecule: messenger RNA, 1933 nt
Organism: Punica granatum (pomegranate)
Lineage: Eukaryota; Viridiplantae; Streptophyta; Magnoliopsida; Myrtales; Lythraceae
Source: RefSeq, a predicted model, not a curated record